AUGGCUCACUUUCGAAGCCUCUGCAAUAGGUCAAGCUUUCUUAGAAGGCGGGUUAACCCGUCUUUUAGCUAUAUACUUAAUGACCAUGAUCGUGAAGAGAGUUCGGUUGAUGGUCGCCUCUCUCAAAAGGGAUUGGGGAAUGUGUACCAGCAUCGGUUCUUUGGUAACAGCUCUGGCAAUACCACUGCUCUAGGUCUCUAUCAGGGCGUAAGACGUACUGGGUUUUUGCUGCCAUCAUUUAUCGGAUCAUAUUCUGCCCGGUAUAUGUCCACAGCCAUUGGUGAAAGUGCAGACAAGAUUGAACUGAUCAGCGAUGUUGCUGAGGUUCUUGCAGAAACACCUAUUGAAGCUGUCGCUAGCCAAGCUGCUGGUGUUAGUGAAGUUGCGGUUGCUGCUGCUGAUUCAUUCUUGCCUGUUGCAUUCCUUCAACAUUGCAUUGAUGCAGUCCAUUCUUUUACGGGUUGUAACUGGUUUCUGUCCAUCGCUAUAACAACUCUGAUCAUAAGGACAGCAACUGUUCCCCUCCUGAUCAAUCAACUUAAAGCUACCACAAAGCUUUCACUUUUGAGGCCGGAGCUGGAGCAGAUUCAGAAAGACAUUCGAGAUAAGAGCGCAGAGCCAGAGGCUAUUUAUGAAGGCCAGAAACAAAUGCAGAAGCUUUUCAAAGAAUAUGGUGUUACCCCUUUUACUCCAUUGAAGGGGAUUUUUAUUCAGGGUCCUGUGUUCGUUUGCUUUUUCCUUGCGAUCUCAAACAUGGUGGAAAAAAUGCCUUCCUUUAAAAAUGGUGGAGCAUUCUGGUUCACUGAUCUGACUACUCCUGACAGUAUGUACCUACUUCCGGUUUUGACGGGAUUGAGUAUCUUGAUAACUGUCGAGAGUAACAUGCAAGAAGGUUUAGAGGGAAACCCCAUUGCUGGUACCAUGAAAACAAUCUCAAGAGUCUUUGCUGUGGCAGCUGUUCCAUUAACCGCGUCCUUCCCCACGGCUUUAUUUGGCUAUUGGUUAACAUCCAACAUCUUCUCGUUGUUAUAUGGUUUAGCGCUCAAGGUUCCUGGGGUGAAGAAAUCCUUGGGCGUUCCUGAAAUAACCAUUCCACCGGCGGCCACCACAGCUGCCCAAGCGCCCUUCAACCUGUUUUCAACACCCAAACAGGAUGAAGUAGUGGAAGAAGUGGCAUCCGUGUCAUCUGAUGAAUCGUCGUCGGCAAAGACAUCCAGUCGUAGAGGGUCAUCAUCUUCAAUUCUUAGUCAGAGACUCAGAAGUCUAGAGAAGCAAGUUAAGGAGCGGAAGAAAAGCAAGAAGUAA
Molecule: messenger RNA, 1305 nt
Organism: Linum trigynum
Lineage: Eukaryota; Viridiplantae; Streptophyta; Magnoliopsida; Malpighiales; Linaceae
Source: the annotation of a GenBank genome assembly